CAAGUUAUUCAGUAUUCAGAUUUCAAUGAUGAUCGUAUGAUGAUGAUGAUGAUGAUGAUCCAUAUCAUGAUCAUUCGAUGAGAGAGAGGUGUUGUUUUGCCUUAGUGUUUGCCAAUGUGUUUGUGUGAAGGUCAUCGGCAGAUAUUUUCUUCUAUCCAUUUUUUCACAUCGCCAUCAUCAAUGAUCAAAAAUUGAAUAAGAAAAAUCUACAAAGAACAAAAAAAAUUCUAGAAUCCAUCGAAUGACAUUUUAAUUUUUAUUUUGGUUGUCGAAGAAAUAAUGAUCAGAUCAAUUUUAGGCCGAAUUCUUACGGCAACCAUCAAUAAUUCAACGAUUAUAACAACAACGACGACAACAACAUCAAGAACAUUGUCUCAUUUUGCAUUCAAACCGGAUACUGCAGCCGUUUCAGAUGGUGAUACAACACGUAUGAAUCUAUUUCAGGCAAUCAAUAAUGCCCUUGAAAUUGCAUUAGUUUCUGAUCCAAAAGCCGUUAUAUUUGGUGAAGAUGUAUCCUUUGGUGGCGUGUUUCGUUGUACAGUAAAUCUACAGGAUAAAUUCGGUAAAGAUCGAAUAUUCAAUACACCAUUAUGUGAACAAGGUAUCGUUGGUUUUGGUAUUGGUUUGGCUGCAGCUGGUGCUACGGCUAUCGCUGAAAUUCAAUUUGCCGAUUAUAUAUUUCCGGCCUUUGAUCAGAUCGUAAAUGAAGCAGCAAAAUUCCGUUAUCGAUCUGGUAAUCAAUUUGAUUGUGGUGGUUUAACGAUUCGAACACCAUGUGGAGCAGUUGGACAUGGAGCUCUGUAUCAUUCUCAAUCUGUUGAAUCAUAUUUCGCUCAUUGUCCUGGAUUAAAAAUUGUCAUUCCCCGUGGACCAAUACAAGCGAAAGGUUUACUGCUCAGCUGUAUUCGUGAUCAAAACCCAUGUAUAUUUUUUGAACCGAAAAUUCUUUAUCGAUUAGCCGUCGAACAAGUUCCUGUCAAAGAUUAUAUGCUGCCAUUAUCAAAAGCAGAAGUUCUUGUUGAAGGUGAUGAUGUUACAUUGAUUGGUUGGGGUACACAAGUUCAUGUAUUGCAUGAAGUUUGUGAAAUGGCACGUGAUCAAUUGAAUACUUCAUGUGAAUUAAUUGAUUUGGCCACAAUAAUGCCAUGGGAUCGUGAAACGGUUAUUAAUUCGGUGAAAAAAACUGGUCGUGCAAUAGUAGCUCAUGAAGCACCAUUAACGGCCGGAUUUGGUGCAGAAAUUGCUGCCACAUUACAGAAAGAAUGUUUUCUUCAUCUUGAAGCACCAAUAUUACGGGUUGCCGGUUAUGAUACACCAUUUCCACAUGUAUUUGAACCAUUCUAUUUACCGGAUAAAUGGAAAUGUCUUGAAGCCAUUAGGAAAAGUAUCAACUAUUGAGAGAAACAUUUGAUGAAUCUGUUGCAUCAUUUCAGGAUCUAAUUGUGGUACGCUUAAUGCUUGUUUCCAAUCAACAUUGGUUUCAAUUUCUGUUCCACAUAUCCAUCUGUUAUCCUAUUAUAUAUUUUUUUCCAUUGUUUAA
Molecule: messenger RNA, 1540 nt
Organism: Dermatophagoides farinae (American house dust mite)
Lineage: Eukaryota; Metazoa; Arthropoda; Arachnida; Sarcoptiformes; Pyroglyphidae
Gene: BckdhB
Product: Branched chain keto acid dehydrogenase E1 subunit beta
Biological process (GO): response to nutrient; branched-chain amino acid catabolic process
Cellular component (GO): oxoglutarate dehydrogenase complex
Source: RefSeq, a predicted model, not a curated record